Messenger RNA from Entelurus aequoreus (snake pipefish), 2025 nucleotides. It is a transcript of the gene mcee, whose product is annotated as methylmalonyl CoA epimerase. Bases 6 to 632 code for a protein of 208 amino acids. Gene Ontology annotation, molecular function: methylmalonyl-CoA epimerase activity. The record is from RefSeq and is a predicted model, not a curated record. The transcript has 3 exons. Gene Ontology annotation, cellular component: mitochondrion. Lineage: Eukaryota; Metazoa; Chordata; Actinopteri; Syngnathiformes; Syngnathidae. Gene Ontology annotation, biological process: L-methylmalonyl-CoA metabolic process.
CCCCCAUGUCUGUGGUAGCCAUCGUUAGCCACACAUGUGAGGGAAAUGUGUGCUGCAGAAAAAGCCCCCCCCCCUGCGCAAAACUUCCGCGUAUUUUGUUCCGCUUAAACAUGGCGUCCGCGGUUCUGAAGGUUGCUGCUUCCAGUCUAUCCAGAUGUGCUGCGCUCACUUUCCUGCGAGCACAUUCGACCACAGCAUCCCUACAUCAGAACACCCCAAAGUCGCUGUGGAACCUGGGCAAGCUCAACCAUAUCGCCAUUGCCGUGCCAGACAUGGACAAGGCCACCGCUUUGUAUCGGGAUGUCCUGGGGGCCACAGUAAGUGAACGGGUGCCUCUGCCCGAGCAUGGUGUCUACACCGUGUUUGUGGAGCUCGGCAACACCAAGCUGGAGCUUCUCCAUCCUCUCGGGGAGAAGAGCCCCAUUGCUGGAUUUUUACAGAAGAACAAGGCGGGUGGGAUGCACCAUAUUUGUAUCGAGGUUGACGACAUCAGUGCUGCAAUCAAAGACCUGAAAGCAAGGAACAUCCGAACUCUGUCAGCAGAGCCGCGAAUAGGAGCUCAUGGAAAACCGGUGAUGUUUCUUCAUCCCAAAGACUGUGACGGCGUGCUGGUAGAGUUGGAGGAGGCAUGAAGCAGAUGGAAGUACUUGCUUUUUUAAUAUAUUGUUUUGGCAGUUUUUCAUAGAGUUAUGGAUUAAGUCAUUUUUGUGUGCCAAUCAAGUCCGCCCUGGCCUAGAGUUAGGGAUGCCAGGCUCACAGUCUGGAGAUUUGAAUCUAAGCCUUUGUGGUGAAUACCUACUAACCACGAGAGCAGUGCUUUUUAAUAAUUUUUUGUCAUGCUCGCCGCCCUAGGGGACAUCAUUUUCUUCACGCCCCCCUUAAAUUUAAAUAAAAUUCAGAACCUGUAUCAGUUGCUGGCACCAGCACCGACAUGCCACCCAGCUGAAGACAUGUCUGACACCUUCUCAUGCCUGCCCCACUAUAUAAGAAGUACUGGUCUAUUGAUUUUAACUAUUUAAAGGAUGUGUGUAUUUUAUGUAUGCAAGCCAAGGGCCGGAUCAGGUCCGCGAACAGGUUUUAUCCGGCCCGCGGGAUGAGUUUGCUAAGUAUAAAAAUGAACCUGAAAUUUUUUGAUGAAAGAAACAGCUGUUCUAAAUGUGUUCACUGGAUGUCGCAAUAGCAAUUCUUUGUAUCUUUGUAGAUGAUGCUACAUAUGUGCAAAAUAAACCACAUGUUAGUACAUCAGUUGAGAAAAAAGAUUCAACUACAUAAAUAACAUCCUGUAAUUUGAUUUUGAUUUUUUUUUUUAUCUUGAUUGAAAAUUUACACCAAUGAGUUGACUGAUGAAUAUUAUCACAUAAUUUAUUCAGAAAAUAUGAAUAAUGACAAAAAAGAUGAAAUACUAUUAACCGCAACAUGUAAGUGUAAAAAACACAACAACAUUAUGAUUUGUACAUUUUCAGAAUGUCCUUGUUUUAUUUUUAAACAAAGAAAACAAUCUGAAGUUGUCUUUAUUUUUAAGUUAUCGUGCUGUUAUUUUACCAGUCCGGCUCACUUGGGAGUAGAUUUUUCUCCAUGUGGCCUCCGAUCUAAAAUGAGUUUGACACCCCUGUUUUAGCGCAACCAAUAUACUUGGUCAUAUUUCCUGUUUGAGCUUGUUAAAUAACUUGAGCAGUGCUGCCAUCCAGCUGGAGGCUUUUGUAUCGUUCAAAAAAGAAGAAAAAGACAGCAAUACUGGAAGUCACUUAGGUCUCAAGUGUUUAUAAGUGGUUUAUUUGGAAGUUCCCAUGUUGCUUGAAAGGUAAUUUCCCUCAUAAAAUUUGAUUCUUACAGACAAUAUCUCUAAAACUUGCUACCCAAGACUGUACAGUUAUUGGAUGAAUUAAGUAAAGAAGUCAAACAAUGUGAUCUAGUAUAAGAAAGUGUUUCAACCCACAAAGAAAAAAGAAGAAUCCUGAUAAACAUCUUGACCUUUGUUGAUAAAUGAGAUAUUGUAUAUCAUAUAGUAAAUGUUUCAAAAAUGUU